UGGAACGCUUCUUCAACAACUGCAGCCACCUCGGUUGCUCGCUAGCCAACAAAGUCGGAACAUUCAAGUUCUUUAGACAAUUUCGUGGUUUAUUUGCCACUAUGCUUUAAACAUACGUAUGUGUAAACAACUAGCUACCUCAUUUAAUUUAAUAUUUACGUUAUAAGUCUAGCUAGCUGGCUGGUUAAGUUAGCACUAGUCUAGUCGCUAAUGCUAACAAGCUAUUAUCCCCGACCAUGACUUCACUAAGCUACUCUCCUCCUGUUAAAGAAGAGGAUGUCUGCUGGACGGAGAAGGAAGCUCUCGUCAAGGAGGAGGAGGAAGAGAAGGAUGUUACAAUACAAAAACAAGUAGAGGGUGAGGCUGUUACAGUGAAAGAAGAAGUGAAAGCCGUUACAGUCAAAGAAGAGGAAGACUCGUUCAGAGUGAAAGAGGAGGAGGAUGUUACAGUAAAAGAAGAGGAGGAAGAGAAAGAGGAGGAUGUUACAGUAAAAGAAGAGGAGGAAGAGAAUGACGCCUUCAGAGUGAAAGAAGAGGAGGAAGACGCCGUUUUGGGAGUGGAGGAUGAAGAGGGGGAGAUUACUGUCACAUUGGAGGAGGACGAAGAAGAGAAGACUGGAGAACUGAUUAACACCAGUAAAUACAGAGAGAGACAUGACUAUCGUGGAUCCUCUGGGGAGCCUCAACAACAUCAUGAAGCUGACGAGGCAGAGAAGACUCUCUCCCGAUCAGAAUUUCUCAAGAAACACCAGCAGAAACCCACAGGGAAGAAAUCUAUCUACUGCUCUGACUGUGGGAAACAUUGCAAAUCUUCAUCAAAACUUAAAAUACACCAGCGAGUACACACAGGAGAGAAACCUUAUAGUUGUGAUCAGUGUGGCAAGAGUUUUACUAAGUCAAACAACCUGGUAUCACACCAGAGAACACACACAGGAGAGCAGCCAUAUAGCUGUAAGCAAUGUGGGAGGAGUUUUUCUCAGUCAAACAGCCUGGAUAGACACCAAAGAACACACACAGGAGAGAAGCCUUAUAGCUGUGAUCAAUGUGGGAAGAGUUUUACUCGGUCAAGCUCCCUGAAAUUACACCAGAAACUACACACAAGAGAGCAGUCAUAUAGCUGAGAGCAAUGUGACAAGAGAUACUCUCAUUCAAGUGGUCUGAUUAAACAUCAGAAAAUACAUGCAGGAGAUCCACAGUGUGGAAUAAUCUCCAACACCAGACCUGGGUAGUAGAACACAGAGUGUGGAAUUAUCUCCAACACCAGACCUGGGUAGUAGAACACAGAGUGUAGAAUGACCAACACCAGACCUAUAUACAUCAAAUCACAUUUUAUUUGUCACAUACACUUGUUUAGCAGAUGUUAUUGCGGGUGUAGCAAAAUGCUUGUGUUUCUAGCUCCAACAGUCCAGUAAUAUCUAACAAUACACACAAUCUAAAGAAUGGAAUUAAGAAUAUAUAAAUAUUUGGACGAGUGAUGUCAGAGCGGCAUAGACUAAGAUACAGUAGAAUAGGAUAGAAUACAGUAUGUACAUAUGAGAUGAGUAAUGCAUAGACUAAGAUACAGUAGAAUAGGAUAGAAUACAGUAUAUACAUAUGAGAUGAGUAAUGCCAGAUGUGUAAACCUUAUUAAAGUGACUAGUGUUCCAUUCCUUAAA
Molecule: messenger RNA, 1655 nt
Organism: Oncorhynchus mykiss (rainbow trout)
Lineage: Eukaryota; Metazoa; Chordata; Actinopteri; Salmoniformes; Salmonidae
Source: RefSeq, a predicted model, not a curated record